UCAAGUCUAGCUUAAACCUCACAUCUUCCGGACGAAAGCUAGACUUGAGUUUAGACUUUAGUUUAGUUUAGAUUGUUUGUGAUUGGGAACGCGUGCUACUAUGAUGGCGUCUGGAAGGAGCAUGCUCUCGUCAUGAAAACAGCUGCCAGUCUAAUGUCAGCGGGCUACAGUCCAGAUGACGCCACAUUUGGACCAGUGAGGGUGUUUGUACUAGGCUCUGGCAAUUCAAAUCGUCCCUACAGGGACUAUUUACAGGUCAUGGCCCAACACGUUGGGUUGCCGAGUGGAGUCGUCCAGCAUGUGGGUGUCGACGAGGACAUCGACGGCCUGCUCUGGGCGUUACCAAAGUAUAAACUACCGCGUCGGAUGCCCAGAGCAGGCCAUCUGGGCGUAGGAUGCCCAGAUGGCCGGCUCUGGGCAUCCUACGCGGUCGUUUAUACUUCUGUAACGGAGGAGCAUGGAUUUCCACCUAUCCUCGUACUAUCCUCGUACGGUCCUUGACAUUUGAACGUACUGUGAUUGUACCUGACAUCGCGCCGAUGAACAAACAUAUCUCUGACGGUCAUAAUGGCUUUCUUUUCCCUCCUGGAGAUGAUGAAGAUCUCGGGCAUAUUUUGUGGGUUAUCAAGAAUAAUCCAUCUUGAAAGAGCGAUAUUGCUGCCGAGGGAAUAUUUAUGGCUGAGAUUUUGUGUUCGCGCGAUGCCGUUCUGGAGUACGGGCAUUUACUGGAAUCACUCUUGGACUUUCCCGGAGGGCCUGUAUACUACCGCGUCCGACCGACAAAAUACAAGGUUUGGUACCGCGAGGUUGGAAUUGGGACAUCAUCCCAGAAUUUCCUGUAGCGGAAGAGAACUCAACGGUCACAAUGGCAGAUUCAAGCUGGAGAGAAACUGAAUCACAACAGCUCACUCGCUUCAUUCAUAGCUCAGGCAAUUCGGGCCUCAAGGUUGGUAGGUACUUGGAAAACUUAUCCCAGUAUAUGAACUGCCGAAGAUUGUUAUUGCGGAUAGGAGUCUGGGAUCGUCACACUCGCUGGUUGCUGUCACACGAUCCUUCUCGAGGAUGUGUUUCUCGAAAACUCUAUUGUACACAUGAAUUGUGGAUAUAUACGACUCUGGAGAAUUUGGAGGCUUGGUUACAAAGUCUCCUUCUACCUUAUUUUAUCAAAGAGCUUGUAUGUGGGUUAGAUCUCUGUUGUAUAUAAUAGUUAAUAGAGACAUCUAAAUGGAGCCAUUUUUUCCUCCACAUUAGUAGACUAUAUUUUUAACAAAACAUUAUAUUUUAGAAGAUGUUG
Marchantia polymorpha subsp. ruderalis is the source of this 1294-nucleotide messenger RNA. The record is from the annotation of a GenBank genome assembly. NCBI's taxonomy places the organism in Eukaryota, Viridiplantae, Streptophyta, Marchantiopsida, Marchantiales, Marchantiaceae.